This is a messenger RNA of Fundulus heteroclitus (mummichog), 2375 nucleotides long. RefSeq names its product nuclear factor 1 X-type. Lineage: Eukaryota; Metazoa; Chordata; Actinopteri; Cyprinodontiformes; Fundulidae. Gene Ontology annotation, cellular component: nucleus. Gene Ontology annotation, molecular function: DNA-binding transcription factor activity, RNA polymerase II-specific; RNA polymerase II cis-regulatory region sequence-specific DNA binding. The coding region runs from base 648 to 2315 and encodes 555 amino acids. The record is from RefSeq and is a predicted model, not a curated record. The transcript has 14 exons. Gene Ontology annotation, biological process: regulation of transcription by RNA polymerase II.
GGGGGACAGGAAGAGAGACAGAGGGAGUGAGAGAGAGAGCGAAAGAGAGAUAUACGACGGUAAAAGCGAUCGGGCGCGCUGCUUUUUGGACGCGUUUUGGACGCAGAAGCUGCUCGGCUGCAAAGACUCUUUCAUGAAAGCAUAAGAGAGAGAGAGAAAAAAAAACUUACUUUGCUUCACCCCUCCCGUCCAUUCAUUUGAUCGCAAUAUUAAGAUCGUUUCGGGAUUUUUUUUUUUUUUUUGUUCUGUUUUGUUUUAUUUUUUGUUUCUCCCUAAGCGUCUUCCAAUCCGGACAAGUUCAUCGGGACUUUGACGCGCACGUCUCCGCGACUUCCUCCUGCAGGACAUGGGUGCAUCUGACAGCAGAGAGCGAUAGGACGGAGGGGAGGUCCGGGGCUUCUGCUGUCCUCUUUACAGCCAGUCUUCUGCAGAGUGGACCCGCUUUUUUUUCUUCUCUGGGCCAAAAGGCCGGCUUGUUUAAAGGUCCUUUUUUUGUGUGUUUUGCUUCCGGCAACAGCGAAGAGAAGAAGUCUUCCUCCCUCUGCUCUCUCUCCCUCACUUUUUUUCCUCCCCCUUUUUUUUUUGGACCCUGAACUUUUAAAGGAAAAUGGGGCAUUGAGAGGGUUGGCAGAUCUCCCCGCGCUAUAAUGGCUACUGACACUUACCUGGUGAACGACGAUCCUACUAGAGGCCCAGGGAUGCCUGAAUGUUUCCUCGUCUCGGACACUUACAGGGAUGAAUUCCACCCCUUCAUCGAGGCCCUUCUGCCCCACGUCCGCGCCUUCGCCUACACCUGGUUCAACCUGCAGGCCCGCAAGCGCAAGUACUUCAAGAAGCACGAGAAGCGCAUGUCCAAGGAGGAAGAGCGCGCGGUGAAGGACGAGCUGCUCGGCGAGAAGCCGGAGAUCAAACAGAAGUGGGCCUCGCGCCUGCUGGCCAAGCUCCGCAAGGACAUCCGGCCCGAGUUCCGCGAGGACUUUGUGCUCACCAUCACGGGGAAGAAGCCCCCCUGCUGCGUGCUGUCCAACCCCGACCAGAAGGGCAAGAUCCGUCGCAUCGACUGCCUGCGCCAGGCCGACAAGGUGUGGCGGCUGGACCUGGUGAUGGUCAUCCUGUUCAAGGGCAGCCCCCUGGAGAGCACGGACGGAGAGCGGCUGGUCAAGUCCCCGCAGUGCACCAACCCGGGCCUGUGCGUCCAGCCGCACCACAUCGGAGUCUCCGUCAAGGAGCUGGACCUUUACCUUGCCUACUUCGUCCACACGCCAGAAUCUGGACAAUCAGACAGCUCCAGCCAACAGGGAGACACAGACAUCAAACCACCACCCAAUGGACACCUGAGCUUCCAGGACUGCUUCGUCACCUCAGGAGUGUGGAAUGUGGCGGAACUAGUCAGAGUGUCACAGACUCCCGUAGCCACGGCAUCAGGGCCCAACUUCUCACUGGCUGAGCUGGACAGCAGUCCCAGUUACUACAACAUUAACCAGGUCGCUCUGGGACGGCGCUCACUCACCUCCCCUCCUUCCACCAGGUCUGAGGUGGAGUUGUACGCAAAUCUUCCACGGAGCUCCACCAAGAGGAAGUCCUUAGAUGACAGUGAGCUGGAGAGCCCCACAGAUGACGUUUUCUAUCCUGGACGUUCACCCGCUGCCAGCUCUUCCCAGUCCAGCGCGUGGCCCAAUGACAUGGAUGCAGUGCAGCACCAUUUGGCGAGUGUGCAGGAGAGGAAGAUAAAACAUGAAAACGAUGGCGUGCAGUUUCCUUACCAUGGACUGUCCUCGCCUGGUUCACUUAAGAAGCCGGGGAAGUUUGAUUUCAACGCCCUGACUUCCCAGACGAGGUCCCCCCGCAUGGCGUUCACACACCACCCGCUGCCUGUGCUGGCAGGAGUGAGACCAGGGAGCCCUCGUGCCCCAGCUUCAGCCCUGCACUUCCCUUCCUCCUCUAUCAUCCAGCAGUCCAGCCCAUACUUCACCCAUCCCACCAUACGCUACCAUCACCAGGACCCACUUAAGGAUUUUGUGCAGUUUGUGUGCACGGAUGGCACAGGACAGCCCAGUGCACAGCCUAAUGGAGGUGGCCAGAGCAAAAUGACAGGCUCCUUCCUGCUGCCCCCGCCACCCCCGGUGGCGCGCCCUGUGCCCCUCCCCAUGCCCGACUCUAAAACCAUCAGCACGCCCACUGACGGUGGACUCAGCUCACCCGCAUCUCCGUCAUACUCCACGCCAGGCUCCACAGCUCCCAACCGGUUUGUCGGCAUCGGAACACGGGACAACUUUCUGAAUAUCCCCCAGCAGACUCAGUCCUGGUUCCUCUGACAAGGCCUCUCUGAAUCAACAGCUAAACGCGUGUCAUGAGAAUUGGAAAUCCGAAACAAA